CUGGAAUCAAGAAUACUACUUCAAUAACCAAUGAUUCGGCUACAAGAUAACACAAAUAGAAAUAUAUUGUUGUGAAGAACAGCUGUUAUUAUCCUACAUCAAGGUGGUGGUGACUUUCAGAUCGCAGAUCGCGCCAAACCUGGCCCCGCUCGGUGUCAACCUCAAUCGACCGAAGCUACACCAUCCAACAGCAUCACAACCACAUCCAACAUCCAAACUGCCAUUGAAACCAUCACCAACGCUUCCUCCACCCACAACGCACCCGUCCGCAUACCCCGUCGCACCACGUCCCCGGCAAGCACCCUUUCCAGUCCCGCUGUGCUACACAGGUCGCGCAGAUCGGUUCCCGACUUUCAACCGCAGUCUCCCCGCCACCAACCAGACGUCGAGACGACGACCUGACUUAUUACCCAGACCCUAACGCCCGAGAAGACGGAACCGAGAGGCGUUAUUGCGCGGAUAGAUAGCUGGCAACGGACCGGACGUUUAUUUCCAGCGAAGUGCAGUAUUACAAGUGGCUGGCUUCGCGCAGAUUCCCGACUUUCGCAUCUGCUACCGCUGAGACACCUUGGACAAACUUUCGGGAUCUCACUGGUGUCAAUAGGUAACCUUGGCGCGAGGCCGAGUUUCCGAGAGACUGCUAUCAAUUCGUUGUCCUCGACUCAAACACAUAAGGGAAUAUGGAGGCCUCGGCGCAACCAGUAGCGGAUGCGGGCGCGGCGCCGGAGAUUCGGAAGCAGAAGAAGAAGAAAGUGCUGUUGAUGGGGAAGAGUGGGUCGGGGAAGAGUUCUAUGAGGAGUAUCAUCUUCAGUAACUACGUUGCAAGGGAUACGAGGCGGUUGGGGGCGACGAUUGAUGUCGAUUUGAGCCAUGUCAAGUUUCUGGGGAACUUGACUUUGAAUCUGUGGGAUUGCGGAGGACAAGAUGCGUUCAUGGAGAACUACCUAUCUCAACAGCGUUCGCAUGUCUUUUCAAACGUCGGCGUUCUUAUAUAUGUCUUUGACAUCGAAUCUCGCGACUUCGAUCGAGACCUCCUAACCUACCGUUCCAUCAUCUCCGCCCUGUCACAAUUCUCACCUACCUCCUCCGUCUACAUUCUCAUUCACAAAAUGGACCUUGUCGCGCCCGCCCAGCGCGAGGCAUCAUAUAACGACCGGAUCGCGGCCAUCAGGACGAAGUCCGAUGUCUUUGAUCCUGUCCCAUUCGCGACCUCAAUCUGGGAUCAAUCGCUGUAUAAAGCAUGGGCUGAGAUUAUACACGAUUUGGUGCCCAACCUCUCCUCAAUCGAGCGGCAUCUCGCAACCCUCGGCACACUGAUCGAGGCCGAAGAAGUGCUUCUCUUCGAGCGCUCGUCCUUCCUCGUAGUUUCCCACUGGUGCUCCUCAAUCGGAUCAUCGAACCCAACUACCGACCGCUUCGAGCGGCUCUCUAACAUCAUUAAGAACUUCAAGCAAUCGACGUCCCGAUAUACGGGGACACCGAAGUCGGCGGAGCAGUUUGUGCUGUUGGAAUUGAAGCUGAGUCGCUUCUGUAUGUUUGUGGUCAAGUUCUCUACAAAUACAUAUCUGGCUGUUGUGCUGCCUCCAGGAGAGGAGCGAUUUAAUGCAGCGCUGGAGAAUGCUAUGCAGGCUAGGAAGGAGUUUGAGAGUCUAGAUAGUCCCGCGAGGAGAGGUCCGGAUCGUGGAGUUAGUGGACCGAGCGAAUGAAUACCUUUUCCAUUUUGAAUGAUCUGGAUGGAUUUGAGUGGUGGAAAGCAGAUAAUAUAUGAUUGAUACCCGAGAGAUUGAAAGCCUAACAAAAGUAAAG
This is a messenger RNA of Pseudogymnoascus verrucosus, 1806 nucleotides long. It is a transcript of the gene GTR1, whose product is annotated as GTP-binding protein gtr1. Bases 681 to 1706 code for a protein of 341 amino acids. Gene Ontology annotation, molecular function: GTP binding; GTPase activity. The record is from RefSeq and is a predicted model, not a curated record. Gene Ontology annotation, biological process: regulation of autophagy; cellular response to amino acid stimulus; cellular response to starvation. Gene Ontology annotation, cellular component: Gtr1-Gtr2 GTPase complex; nucleus; fungal-type vacuole membrane. The transcript is spliced from 2 exons. Lineage: Eukaryota; Fungi; Ascomycota; Leotiomycetes; Thelebolales; Thelebolaceae.